Molecule: messenger RNA, 4029 nt
Organism: Coregonus clupeaformis (lake whitefish)
Lineage: Eukaryota; Metazoa; Chordata; Actinopteri; Salmoniformes; Salmonidae
Product: BTB/POZ domain-containing protein 9-like
Exons: 12
Coding region: 1851-3869 (672 amino acids)
Biological process (GO): adult locomotory behavior; modulation of chemical synaptic transmission; circadian behavior
Molecular function (GO): protein binding
Source: RefSeq, a predicted model, not a curated record
CCUCUUUUUGUUCCUAUACCAGAUUUGAAUUGACGCAACUUAACAUUACAUUAUUUUAUAUGUUGGGACACUAUGUACUUCUACUAGUAACCAUUUCACUGUCUGUUUAAUUUGUCACCAGGGAUGUUAGCCUUUCUUUGUGAAAUGUUUAGUAUAAAUUGAAACAGCUAUGCAACUAAUAAGAAAAAGGAUUGCUUCCUUUUCUAGCCUACUAUUAAAUACACUAUUUUUCCACAGGUUUCCAUUUCAUGACAGGCCAAGGCUAUAGCAGUGGGUAGAAAAUGUCAGGUGGAUGGAUUGGGAACCCACCCGACACUCAACUCUGUGCCCAUCACUUUGAAAAUGAGUGUUUUCGGCGUGAUGACAUGGGAAGAGUCAUCCUCACCCGGAUUGCUGUGCCCACUAUUUUCUCCUUUUCCAGUUCAUCAACAAAAGCGGUCACAAGGCCCCAGGGAAAAACAAAGGAGUAAGGUAAGUACAGAGGUAAGUGGCAAUGUUUAUCAUGCUGCAUAUGAUCACACAUACUGUGCUGAGGUUGAGGAUCUUGAUGAGGUAGAGGGAGUUGAUAAUGAUGAUGCAGACAUUGAUCACAGCGAUAUCACUGUGAUGCUGGAUAUGCAUGAUGAUACUACUUUUGUCAGAUGUAGGCCUACAUCACAAUUAUAUAGCUGUGAUGGUAGAUGUAUGUGAGGAAAGUGUGGCGUCAGACUCUAUCGAUCAUAGUUAUGCCGUUCCGGACACAACUUGUGUUCCUGAACACAACUACACUCUGAUGGAUGGAAUCUCCCAGAACACUCAAGCGUAACCUGAGGUCAGUAGGAGACAAACUGGAAACAUGUCGAAAGAAGUUAAAAUUGGAGAAGGAAAAAACUAAAUAUCCACUUUGUGUUGAAUGUGCGCCAAUGACGGCAUCCUGCAUUUGUUCCAUUAAUCUCUUUACCGCAUCUAUGUUGUUAACUAACAUUGUCUUUGUCUACUAACAGCCCACUCAUGGCCUGUACCUUGACGUGGUGAGUGGGCUUCAAACAAGACAGGCCGUUCAUUUCUCAUUUCUUUAAAAUGUUCAGAUAACCACCUGUGUGUGUGCCCUUUCCCUCUCCCUUCUGCAGGACCACCUACUGUGUGGAUCCAGGUGUGACUGUCACAGCUGCAACAUAACUAUUCAACAUGACAGAUCUCCUGACGCCCGACACCACUGCUGCAUCUUCAGCACAGACAACCCUUCACACUCCUCGCUUCUCACGUAAACAGGGAUGGACUUUUCAAAUUCCUUCAUGAGAGUGUGACAGCUAACGUUGUUAAUCACAUGCCAUUUCUCCUACUUCCACUUGUGUGUUCCAGGUUGCCUGUUGCCGGAGCUCCAGAGACUUUGCCUAGCUGACUACAGUGGAGCUGCAGGCCGCUGAUGUCACCAGGCAAAGUUCCCACAGUUUUGCUGAGCAGAGAGGAUCCGAGACGGACAAACUUGGCAGAAAAUCAAUGGUACAGUAGUACAGCAUAUUGGUUAAAUGCAAAGAUUCUCUUUUUUUUAUAUUUUACUCUCUACAUGUGGUUAUGUGUUGUCUGACUAGUACACCCUACUGUCUUUUGAGUUGGCUUUAAUUCUGCAUUGAACACAUCUUUAGCAUUGAAUUUAGUUUUUCACUAAAUACAUACAGUAAAUUGAAUGUUCUGUGUUCUAGUGUCCCUGUGUGUCUGCUCCUACUGUCACUAUGAGGUCGCUGAGCUGUUGGUGAGAAACAGGGCAUCGGUCAACGUAGCUGACCUGUGGAAUAUGUAUAACGAUAACAUUUUAAUGACUCAUCCAUCUGUCUGUGUGUAUCCCCACCAAUAAUAACUGUGAUGGUAACAUGUCUUUGGACAUGGUGAAUGAGGGAGACUCGGGCAUCCAGGACCUGCUGGAAGGAGAUGCUGCCCUCCUGGAGCACGGGGCUGACGACAACACUCAGCUCAAAGGGGGCUCAUCUCCCUGCACAACACAGCCUCAUAUGAGAUGUGAAGGUGCCGUCUUGCUGCGUGCCAUGAGUAACAGCCACCCCCUGCGGUCACUGACCUCCGUGUCAGAGAUAGACCACCUGCACCUGCUGUCAGAGCACCUGGGCGCCCUGGUGUCCGGCGAGGAGUACAGCGAUGUCACCUUUGUCGUCGAGGGGAAGCGCUUCCCUGCCCACCGGGUCAUCCUGGCGUCACGGUGCCAAUAUUUCAGAGCCAUGCUCUUUAAUGGCAUGAAGGAGUCCCAGCCCCAGGCCGAGGUGCCCCUGGAGGACACGCAGGCCGAGGCGUUCUCCAUGCUCCUGCAGUACCUGUACACGGGCCGUGCCAGCCUGAGUACAGCCCGCGAGGACGUUUUACUGGACUUCCUGGGCCUGGCGCACCGCUAUGGCCUCCAGCCACUAGAGGACAGCACCUGUGAGUUCCUGCGCACGGCGCUGCACAUGCAGAACGUAUGCAUGGUGUACGAUGUGGCCAGCCUCUACUGCCUGGGGGGCCUGGCGCAGGCGUGCCUUGCCUACAUGGACCGGAAGGCGCCUGAGGUGCUGGCGUCAGACUGCUUCCUCACUCUCUCUAAGACUGCUCUUCUGGCCGUGGUGCGGCGGGACUCGUUCGCCGCCACCGAGCGGGAGAUCUUCCAGGCGCUGUGCCGCUGGUGCCGGCACAACGGCAACAACGAGGUGGCAGCACAGGAAGUGAUGUCGGCAGUGCGCCUGCCCCUCAUGAGCCUGAUGGAGAUGCUAAACGUGGUGCGUCCUUCUGGCCUCGUCAGUCCCGACAACUUGCUCGACGCCAUCCAGACACGCUCUGAGAGCCGCGACAUGGACCUUAACUACCGAGGCAUGCUCAUCCCUGAGGAGAACAUUGCCACCAUGAAGCACGGCGCCCAGGUGGUGAAGGGUGAGCUGAAGUCAGCGCUGCUGGACGGAGACACGCAGAACUAUGACCUGGACCACGGCUUCUCCCGGCACCCCAUCGAGGAGGACGGCCACGGGCGCGCAGGCAUCCAGGUCAAGCUGGGCCAACCCUACAUCGUCAACCACGUACGCUUGCUGCUGUGGGACCGCGACAACCGGUCGUACUCUUACUAUGUAGAGGUGUCUAUGGAUGAGCUGGACUGGGUGCGUGUUGUGGACCACUCCAAGUUCCUCUGUCGUUCCUGGCAGAGUCUAUUCUUCACAGCGCGUGUCUGCAGGUAUGUACGCAUCGUGGGGACACACAACACCGUGAACAAGGUGUUCCACCUGGUGGCCUUCGAGUGCAUGUUCACACAGCGACGAUACAUUCUGGAGAAAGGACUCCUGGUCCCCGACCAUAACGUGGCCACCAUCGCGUGCGGGGCCAGUGUGAUCGAGGGUGUGAGCCGGAGCCGCAACGCCCUGCUCAACGGGGACACCUCCAACUACGACUGGGACUCGGGCUACACCUGCCACCAGCUUGGCUCAGGGGCCAUCGUCAUCCAACUGGCCCAACCCUACAUGUUGGGCUCACUCAGACUGCUGCUCUGGGACUGUGAUAACCGCAAUUACAGUUACUAUAUCGAGCUGUCCACCAACCAGCAGCAGUGGACCAAGGUGGUGGACCGUACCAAAGUGGCUUGCAGGUCUUGGCAGACGCUGGUGUUUGACAAGCAGCCCGCCUCCUUUGUACGCAUCGUGGGGACCCACAACACAUCCAACGAGGUGGGGAGAGACGAGCAGGCUCGGGAAGUGUUCCACUGCGUCCACCUCGAGUGCCCCGCCCAGCUCGACACAGAGGUCAAGGAGGGCAGCCCGAACUCCAAGUCCCCUCCGCUACAGCCCCAGUCCCCCUCACAGUCCCAGCUCCAACUCCCGGCCCGGCCUUCCUCCUCGCCCUCACACUCCCACCCCCACUAAGGGAUAUGCCAACCCCAACCUCCCCCCUCAGACUACAGGGGAAAACCACAGAGACUAUCCUGUCUCAAUGCACACAAGUUUAUUUUGUGAUGUCCCCCGAAGGUUACUCUACAUAAUAUGCUGCUCAAGUGAAAUAAAUAUAUAUUUAUACGAAAUUAAA